Xyrauchen texanus (razorback sucker) is the source of this 2530-nucleotide messenger RNA. Its product is annotated as excitatory amino acid transporter 5-like. The coding region runs from base 1 to 1749 and encodes 582 amino acids. Gene Ontology annotation, molecular function: L-glutamate transmembrane transporter activity; neutral L-amino acid transmembrane transporter activity; glutamate:sodium symporter activity. Gene Ontology annotation, biological process: L-glutamate transmembrane transport. Gene Ontology annotation, cellular component: plasma membrane. The transcript has 12 exons. Lineage: Eukaryota; Metazoa; Chordata; Actinopteri; Cypriniformes; Catostomidae. The record is from RefSeq and is a predicted model, not a curated record.
AUGGCUGUGGCGUUUGAUGCAGUGUGGGUGCGAGUGAAGGGAGUGUGUAAACAGAACGGCCUGCUCAUCCUUUCGGUGCUGGCUGUUGUUAUUGGAUGCCUGCUCGGAUUCUUUCUGCGCACCAAGAACCUCUCGGAGCAGGAGGUGAUGUACUUCCAGUUCCCUGGAGAGCUGCUGAUGAGGAUGUUAAAGAUGUUGAUAUUGCCUCUGGUUGUGUCCAGUUUGAUGUCGGGUCUGGCGGCGCUGGAUGCCAAAUGUUCCAGUCGGCUGGGCCUCAUCACGGUUUCUUACUACCUAUGGACCACCUUCCUGGCCGUGGUGGUGGGCAUUGUCAUGGUGUCCAUCAUCCACCCUGGUGGAAUGGCACAGAAAGAAGACUCAGAGGACAGCGGGAAACCCAUCAUGAGUUCUGCUGACGCAUUGCUCGACCUCAUACGAAACAUGUUUCCAGCUAACCUUGUUCAAGCCACAUUUCAACAGUAUCGUACCAAUAGUGUGCCCAUAAUGAAGAGCCCGAAGACGACAGUGGCCACCGGUCUGACGGAGACCACCACUCGCCGCGCUCUUAUCUACGGCAUUCAGGAUGAUAACGGGACGGAUAUUCAGAACUUUCAGUUGGAUUUGACUCCGCCUCCUGACGUUGUAUUCCGAACUCUUCCUGGCACCAGUGAGGGCAUGAAUGUGCUGGGCAUUGUCAUUUUCUCAGCCACCAUGGGCAUAAUGUUGGGCAGAAUGGGUCCGAACGGAAGCGCUCUGGUGAACUUUUGCCAGAGUCUCAAUGAAGCAGUGCUGAAAAUUGUCGCUAUAGUUAUCUGGUAUUUCCCAUUUGGUAUCGUGUUCCUGGUUGCCGGGAAGAUUCUGGAGAUGAGCGACCCAUCAGCGAUGGGGAAGAAGCUGGGCUUUUAUGCCAUCACUGUGGUGAUGGGCCUCAUUCUACAUGGCCUCUUCAUCCUGCCCAGCAUGUACUUCUUUAUCACCAAGAAGAGUCCCAUUGUCUACAUCAGAGGAAUCCUUCAGGCCCUGCUCAUCUCUCUGGCCACAUCAUCCAGUUCAGCCACACUGCCUAUCACCUUCAAGUGCCUGCUGGAGAACAAUCACAUCGACCGGCGGAUCAUUCGUUUCGUGCUGCCUGUAGGGGCCACCAUCAACAUGGACGGCACUGCUCUCUACGAGGCUGUCGCAGCCAUUUUUAUUGCCCAGGUCAACAACUAUGAGCUUGACUUCGGCCAAAUCAUCACAAUCAGUAUUACAGCGACAGCAGCAAGCAUUGGUGCUGCCGGAAUCCCACAGGCCGGCUUGGUCACCAUGGUAAUAGUGUUGACAUCUGUCGGCCUGCCUACUGAUGACAUCACUCUCAUUAUCGCUGUUGAUUGGGCCUUAGACAGAUUUCGCACCAUGGUCAAUGUGAUGGGAGAUGCUCUGGCUACAGGAAUCAUGGCUCAUAUCUGCAGAAAAGACUUCAUCAAAGAGGGAGAUGGGGUGAGGGUUCCCCUCAUCUGUGAAACGAAACCCAUGAACAAUCAGACAUUGCCUAACUGUCAACAGAGCAAUGGAAGUUUCCAGUCUCCUCCGCCAGGAGGCAAACUUGAGCACGUCCGUCCAGAUGUGGCCCGCCUGAUGCAGCUGGAAGAAGGGGUACGUCCACCACCUCCAGAGCGGAAAAAGCCCCCCGUACCUCCUCGCCACCUCAAACACAGAGACAAGGACCAUUGUGCUGUCGACAUGAAUGGUCUUGAGACGAACGUAUAGCAUCAACACCAUUCAGGACAUGUAAGACAAUCAGCAACUAGACUGAAAUCUUAUGAACAUUAUGGAGUAUGAAAACAAAAGCAUCCACUUACUAUGGAGCGGAUUGCUGGCUGUAUUAUUUCUUCUUGUAAUUUCGACUAAAUCUUUUGGUAUGUUUUUUUUUCUGUGGAUUUUGGAAAAUGAAUGAAUCCAUGUUGAGUUGAUAUUGCGAUGCUCAUGAGAUAAGACAUGGUGUGCACCUGCACAUAUGGGCCACUGCCCCAGUAAUACCAUAGUUAGCAGCACAUCUCUGUUGACCCAUUCAGUGCUUCAGGUAACACUGUAAUGGGAACAGAAACCAGGUCAAUGACAGAACUACCAAACCAGACUGUUACAUUGGUUUGUAGGUUGCUGUCAGGGGGUGAUUUAUUCAUGGCCUUGAGAGUGGAUUAAACCUUUAGACUGGGUUCUCACGGUCAAAGAAAUCCUGGAAAUAACAGGGAAUUUUUCAAUCUUAAAAAGUCAAAGUCAAAUUGGCAUCAGUUGCAUUUGAUGGCCAUUGAUUUGCGGUUUAGUGAGUGUGGGCAUAUCCUCUUCCGGUUUCGCCGGGCACAGUUCCAGAGACCAGUGAAAAUGACAUAAAGAUCACCACUAUGUAAAUCGCAUCAUCUGAGUCACCUCUUUGGCACCGAGGAGUUGAUGGGAUUAGGGUUUAACAUUUUUGAAGUUACAUCAAUGACUAUGAAGGUAAGAAAUGGUAACAUAGAAAUAAGCCCAAUCCUGUGCUCGAGCCCAUCCAAUA